GUUAUCAACGUUUCCUUCCUUAGCAGCAUCAUGAGGGGUGUCUCGAGGUCAUGAUUCUGAAAAUCUAAGUCUGAUAGUUCAAGUGGACUUUUCGAUACGCUAACGGUAGAUGCGCCCUGAAUCGUUUGCAAAACAGUCUUUGCAACUUCUAUAAGGCCAUUCGCUAGCACGAUAUGAAGGGCAGUAUUUCCCCAAUUGCCCUGCAUAGAGAUGCGUGCAACGGGCUCGUGGAGAUUGUGAAGUUCUUGCUCGCUAAGCACUGCGCGGAAUCUGACUCCAAGAAUAAAUAUAGUGGGUUACCAUUACAGGUUACAACGGGCAAUGGACAGACGGAGAUUCUGAUAGAUAAGUGGCACAAGAAGGUCGCUGAGUUGUUAUGGGCGACCGAAUGCAAACAGAAUUUCAGUUGCUGAUACAUGCUAAUGUACAAAAGAGAGUUUGCUGUAUAUAUAAUAACCUCCAGCUGUCUUCUUAAAGAUUUCUCAAUUGAUAAACAGCUAUAAACUCUUUGCGACUUGCUAUCGAAGUGUGGC
This is a messenger RNA of Trichoderma asperellum CBS 433.97, 533 nucleotides long. Lineage: Eukaryota; Fungi; Ascomycota; Sordariomycetes; Hypocreales; Hypocreaceae. The record is from RefSeq and is a predicted model, not a curated record.